AUGCAGCUCCGCAAGCUUCACUCUCCUAAAAUGCAGAGCCUUGGUGGUCAGCCAAUCUAUUCCGCUUUCCUGUUCCCCGGCGGCUAUGGCCUCCCACAUGGACCUCUCUCGUCCGAUGAUGAACUCUGGGCUGAGAUGGAGGUGACAUUAAAGGGUGUCCCUGAGGAUGCUCGAUUGCGACUACAGAACCACAUGCCACCUGCAGCGCCAUAUACAUUCACUCAUGGAGAUCUUACCUACGUCAACAUCAUGGUGGAGGAUGGUUGCCUCACUGGUAUACCUGACUGGGAAGCGUCCGGAUACUUUCCAGUGUG
Molecule: messenger RNA, 314 nt
Organism: Aspergillus thermomutatus
Lineage: Eukaryota; Fungi; Ascomycota; Eurotiomycetes; Eurotiales; Aspergillaceae
Exons: 1
Source: RefSeq, a predicted model, not a curated record